This is a messenger RNA of Plectropomus leopardus (leopard coralgrouper), 3265 nucleotides long. It is a transcript of the gene slc7a10a, whose product is annotated as solute carrier family 7 member 10a. NCBI's taxonomy places the organism in Eukaryota, Metazoa, Chordata, Actinopteri, Perciformes, Serranidae. The record is from RefSeq and is a predicted model, not a curated record. Gene Ontology annotation, biological process: D-serine transmembrane transport; D-alanine transmembrane transport. Gene Ontology annotation, molecular function: L-amino acid transmembrane transporter activity; neutral L-amino acid transmembrane transporter activity. Gene Ontology annotation, cellular component: membrane.
UAUAAGGGCAGCCCGGGGAGCGGAGCGUGGUUCAGUCUACAGUAACUGGACCGGACCGAGGCGGGCAGGAAGCACACUUGCAAGGCGGAUGAGAUGGAGGACAAAGAGAAAAAGAAGAAGGAUAAAAACUCCUCCAAGAGCGACAGAGUGACUUUGAAAAAAGAAAUUGGACUGAUGAGCGCUUGCGCUAUUAUCAUCGGAAACAUCAUUGGCUCUGGGAUAUUCAUCUCACCUAAAGGAGUGUUAGAGCAUGCGGGCUCAGUGGGGCUGUCACUCAUCGUCUGGGUUUGUGGAGGGGGGAUCUGUGCCCUUGGAUCCAUGUGCUACGCUGAACUAGGUGUCACCAUCCCAAAGUCUGGAGGAGACUAUUCAUACGUUACAGAAAUCUUUGGAGGGCUGGUGGGCUUCCUGUUGUUAUGGAGUGCCGUCCUUAUCAUGUAUCCGACCACAUUGGCUGUCAUCGCGCUCACCUUCUCCAAUUACGUCUUGCAGCCAGCCUUCACUAACUGCCUGCCUCCGUACAUCGCCACCAGACUCCUCGCCACCAUCUGUAUCUUAUUCCUGACCUGGGUGAACUGCUCCAGUGUGCGCUGGGCGACAAGGAUCCAGGAUGUUUUCACUGUCGGAAAACUCCUCGCUCUGGUACUCAUCAUAGUGGUAGGACUCAUCCAGAUCUGUAGAGGUCACUAUGAUGCCCUGCGGCCCAGUGUGGCCUUUGAAUUCAGCGCGGACCCCUCAGUGGGACAGAUAGCACUGGCCUUCCUUCAGGCCUCCUUCGCCUACAGCGGCUGGAAUUUCCUCAACUAUGUCACAGAGGAGGUUGUGGAGCCACGCAAGAACCUGCCCCGUGCCAUCUACAUUUCCAUUCCACUGGUGACCCUUGUCUACACUAUGACCAACAUUGCCUACUUCUCCUCCAUGACCCCUGAGGAGCUGCUGGCAUCCAACGCUGUGGCAGUGACAUUUGGGGAAAAGCUGCUGGGCAUGUUUUCCUGGGUGAUGCCGAUCUCUGUUGCACUGUCAACCUUUGGAGGAAUCAACGGAUAUCUGUUCACCUCCUCCAGGUUGUGUUUCUCUGGAGCGAGAGAGGGUCACCUGCCUUAUCUGCUGGCAAUGAUCCACCUCAAGAACUGCACUCCGAUCCCCGCCCUGCUGGUCUGCUGCUUUGCCACCAUAAUCAUUCUGUGCAUCGGAGAGACACACAACCUGAUCAACUAUGUAUCCUUUAUCAACUAUCUGUCCUAUGGGGUCACCAUUGCUGGCCUCCUCUACCUCCGCAAGAAGAGACCCAACCUGGUCAGACCCAUCAAGGUGAGCUUGUUGAUCCCCAUCGCCUACUUGAUAUUCUGGGCUGUGCUGCUGUGCUUCAGUCUGUACUCUGAACCUGUGGUUUGUGGCCUGGGAAUGGUCAUCAUGCUGACUGGAGUCCCUGUGUACUUUGUGGGCGUUCAGUGGAAAGACAAACCUAAAUGGGUCUACAGGGUAGUCGAAAAAGUCACAUACGUGGGCCAGAAACUGUGUUACGUGGUGUUUCCUCAGGAAGACCCUUCAGAGACUGAACCCCUCACUGCCUCCAAAGCCACUGACUGAGCAGUGCAGUCAAACCAGGAGUUCUCUUUUUACAUCAGCACCUGUACUUCCAGUUUUUGUGUUACAGUUUUUCAUGUUGGUCAGUGUUUGGAUGGUGAAGAGAUGGUUACGUCCAUGUUCUCGCAAAGGUGCUGUCUGAAUGGGACUGCAACAAAGCUCCACUACAAAAGAAGCAGGUGGUUACUCUUAGGGCAUUAGCAUGUUAAACCCUAAAGCUGCGGAAUAUGUUUUUAUUCGUUGGUUGGUAUUGUUCCUCCAUUCUCCCCAUCAGUAUGUUGUUUGCAAUUUCAUCUUUAUAUCAUCUUCUCCCUCUACUCACUCAUUUUCUGCUUCAUUUUCCAAGAUACUCUUCUUUUAUGACUUUAGCUAGAUCUUUGAGCUAAUGUGCCUUAUGAAAUGUGUUUGUUGGUAUUGGUUUGUGCGGGUAUUUUGAUUAUGUGAUAACUUUUUUGAGGUAAAUAUGCAAGCAGUUUCUGCACUAAGCAAUACUUCUCUAUUACUGCUGCUACUUCCAGCUCCAUUUUCACUAAUUAUUCACGACGUUUACUGUGUGUCAACUGUAGAUGAGUAUUUUUCUGUCAGUAUCUCUGCCUAGCUAUAGUAUCUUUUUCCUUUACACCCCCUGUUCUCUCUGCUCUUAUUAUAUCACCACUGUCUCCUGAGAGAUACUGUAGGUGCCUUCAUAUUGUUAUUAGAUUCUCUACAUGACACUCAUCUUUCCCAGCAAUAUUUACAGCACAGGAGAGACACGAACGAGAAUGACGGGGAGUUUGUGGCUGUCAGUUGGACUAAUGGCCGCCUCACUCAGAAAUGAAUAAGCUGCAUCUUUAAAACACAUGUCGACAGGCUGCUCUGCUUUGGGAAUGCCACUGUGAACUCUUUCAAGGUGCUUGACCUGCCAAGACAGUUAUUUGAUUUCAGAUUUCUCACCUCAUGUUAUGAAACAGUGCUUACUAUUAAUAUGUUGAAAAACAUAACCAGAACCCACACAGACAUAUAGGUGUUUACUUGUGUCCCACUUCCCCAAAGACUUAUCAUCACUGCAAAGUCCCAAGGCCCACUGACUUUUUAUUGAUCAACUGACAUAUUGUGGUACUAUUGACAUAAUAUAGUUAAAUUGACCUACUAUGACUUUCUGUGGUCCUGCUGACUUAAAAUAUAGACUUAUUUUGACCUCUUUAAAUACUAAGUUGCCCCCAAAUUAUUAUGAUGUACUUAAUGGAGUUGUGGUCCCACCAGUGCCAGUAUGCUAAUUUACUGUGCUCUUGGUGAUAUUGGUGUUUACAUGUAUUUAAGUAACCUCUUAUCGCACUUGUGUAUGAGCUGUCUAUGAAGGUUUGGGACAGAGGCCUUUUUUAACAUGAUGUAAACCAGUAUGAAUUCGGUCCUUCUCCAGGCCAGCAGAUUUGCCCCUACAUCUAAUCCACUAAGAGACUCACACUUCAGACAACGCCGCAUUCAGGCGUUUUUAGCACGGUUGAGAUCUGUAAAUACUUUGUAAAGAAAAAAAAACUGUUAUAAAUGCGCCAGGGACUCUAUAAAGAUCACAUUCCUCAGACAUGUUGUGAUACAUUUGCAUACUGUAAAAUUGAUGGGCGCACUUCUGUGUUUUGUAAAGAGUGUGAAGUUGUACAAGAAUAACAAUGUCAUUACUUAUUAAAUAUAGCGACCUCUA